CGAUGCUUGGCUGUGUCUGACUUUUAGUAGUUGCACUUUGCAGAGUAACUGAGGGUCGUUAAUAAACAGGAUAUUUGUGGGCUUUGUGAGACCACGUAUGGCUCUUAGACGGUGUUGGAGGUUUGCAGGCGUCGUGCCCCGGCUCCUGUGGAACCGCCCCGUUCUGCCUGGGUCUUCCGUCCGGGGAGGACGAAGCCUUGUGUGCACUAUUGUCAACACUCACCCCGGCUGCAGAAACAGAGGCUUCAGUUCUGGGCCGCAGAGCACGGAUGUGACCUACGAACAGCUGAAGCAGAUCCUGGCUGGCCGCAGCGCUGUGGUCAUAGAUGUGCGGGAGCCGUGGGAGCUGCGGGAGUAUGGCUUCAUCCCCGGAUCCAUCAACGUGCCCCUGGGACAAGUGAAAACAGCUCUGCAGCUGGGGCCCGAGGAGUUCAAGGAGAAGUACGGUGGUGAAAUGCCUCUGCGGACAGAUAACAUUGUGUUCAGUUGUCUGGCAGGAAUCAGGAGCAAGGAGGCAUUCGACACAGCUGGAUCACUGGGAUAUAAAGGUGCUCAGAAUUACCCUGGAGGAUGGAAAGACUGGGAGAAAAACGAACAGCAUAAGUGAUCCAAGGAUAUCGGGGGAAAAAAAAGAAACAUUUUAAGCUGCUUUUUUUAAAGCGAGCACAGAUUAUUGUCAAGAGUGAGAGUGUGUAGCAGAAAGUCUUGUUAAGCAUCUUUGCAGGCUGUUCUUUCGUGGUUUCAAGAACAGUGAUUGAAGGUUUUUUUUUUAUAUAUUAUUACCAUAUAUUAUCAUGUGAGAAUCCCAAAGAGUGGAAUCAGAGGGCUUAACAAACACACGGCUACUGAAACUGUCAAAACCACAGGAAUAUUACUUGAAGUUACAUGUAAAUUUGUUUCAGUGAGCCUUUACAGCGUAUUUAAAAUCUCAGAAGUAACACAACUAACCUCAAAGAAUGUACAGAAAGUGCUAAUGAACAUGUCUCCACAUUAUCUAUGCAAAAGACUUCAUAACUGUGUGUGAUUCACAGCCUUGUACUGCUUACUAUGAACUGUUGCAACUUUUCAUUCUGCAGUGUUGUAAAUAUAAAACAGCUUGACAGUCAAGUUCAAGAAUUGCCAAUAUUUAACUAAAAAUUGAACACUUAUUUACUGGGAGAAUGUUUGUGUUGUUUUUCUUACAUGUGAAAGACAAGUCAUCUGAAUCAAAAGGUUGGGAGACGCAUUAAUUUGGAUAACUUAUAAAUAGACACAGAGAGGCCUGCUGCGGUGACAGCAGCAGUGUCAGAGAUGAUCUACUGUGUUGCAGCGCCGUGUCUAAUAUCUCCUGUGUCUGGGUAUGAAUUUGCCACCAACGCUCCAGGGAACAUUAACAGGUUCCUUCAUCAUUUGUGACAAUGAGUUGGUCUGUUUUCAACAGAGAAGAAUGCCUCCGCCGCAGCGCGUUGACCUCAGACACGGACUUUGUUCAAUACCUCGGCCCUGUUUUACUGCUCAAGGUGAAAGUACAAACAGAAUCGGCUCAUAAUAACUUGAACUCUUGUUCUUUCCGGUGAAGCUGACUCAAGAUUAUCAGAAAAGUUGAGAGCAGCUUGUUGAUACUGAGUCACCUCCUACAGAAGGAUGCUGACGCAUGAGUAAAUGCUUUGCGUCGGAGGUGUUAAUACUAUUGCUACUCACAUUGACUGGCAUGUAAGUGAGGGAAGCCUCCUUUUUAAACUAUUGUCUUUAAGUUCUCAUGAUUAAUUUUUUACUUGUGAAAAACAAAAUACAAAAUGAGCCAGAAUCAAUGUGAAAUUAUGUUCUUUUAAACACAAGUUUCCCAACGCGCUUCAUUUAUUUCAGUUUUCACUCUAUUUAUGGUUUGUGCCGAGAGUUGUUUAUUUCAUACUCUUUUGUACCCCAGAUGAACUCCUUAAUAAAGCCCUUUGCAUUUCUGUUUUUGCUUGGUUUGACUAAUAAACCAUCACCCCAGACUGUGAUUCACACCAACCAAUGCCAUGUAAUUAAUUUAAUGACAUUUCAGUCUCCAUCUUUGUUUAGAAAUGUAAAAUAUAAAUCAAUAAAGUCCCUUUUAAUGUGAA
This is a messenger RNA of Salarias fasciatus (jewelled blenny), 2084 nucleotides long. It is a transcript of the gene tstd3, whose product is annotated as thiosulfate sulfurtransferase like domain containing 3. The coding region runs from base 98 to 607 and encodes 169 amino acids. The record is from RefSeq and is a predicted model, not a curated record. NCBI's taxonomy places the organism in Eukaryota, Metazoa, Chordata, Actinopteri, Blenniiformes, Blenniidae. The transcript has 4 exons.